AUGAGUUACCGGGUCCCCAUCCUCCUCUGUGCGAUAGCUGGGUCAUGCUUACCUUCCGGCUUCGCUUCCUCCGUUGACGUUUGCGAUCAUCAUGAUGAAUUCGAGGUCUUCCGAUGCGGAAUCGAGAAUAAAUGUCAUCACUCUCUUUAUCCCAGACCGGUGGAUGGAGACUUGCUAGACAAUUCAAACCAUGUAAAUGCUUAUACUUCCAUACUAUUUUAUACCUCCAGGUGCCCGUUUUCACGUGCAGUUCGCCCCAAGUUUGAUGUUCUGAGCUCAAUGUUCCCCCACAUAAGGCACCUGGUUGUUGAGCAAUCUCAGGCUUUACCAUCUGUCUUUUCUAGGUAUGGUAUCCAUAGCUUGCCUUCAAUCCUCAUGGUGAAUCAAACAUUCAGGAUCCGAUACCAUGGACAGAAGGAUCUUACAUCCUUUAUUCAGUUUUACGAACUAACAACAGGUCUUAAACCUGUCCAGUAUGUGGAUGAAGGUGAACCAACGAGCUAUGACACCCAUGGUAAUCUGAUCACAUGGCUACACAGCGGGUCAUCUAUCAAGGAAAUAACUGAAAGAGAUCCAUAUUUGGUACUUGCACUGAUGUUUCUGUCUUUGAAACUGGCAAUUUUGAUCUUCCCCAUCAUGGGAGCGCGCUUGCAAACGUUGUGGGCAUCUUAUGCUCCGCAUCUGAGCUUGGGAAUACUCGGUGAAACUAGCCAGCUGUUUGGCCGUGCCAUGCACAUGAUCGAUGUGAGGAGGCUUUGGAUUAAACUGAGACUAGCGAAAACCAGGAACUUCCAAGAGAGAGCAAAGAACGCACUUGCAUCGGUCUCGCUAGGAAAAUCUACUUCACAAUCUGGGUGA
Brassica oleracea var. oleracea is the source of this 858-nucleotide messenger RNA. Its product is annotated as 5'-adenylylsulfate reductase-like 7. NCBI's taxonomy places the organism in Eukaryota, Viridiplantae, Streptophyta, Magnoliopsida, Brassicales, Brassicaceae. The coding region runs from base 1 to 858 and encodes 285 amino acids. The transcript is spliced from 4 exons. The record is from RefSeq and is a predicted model, not a curated record.